CGAUUAGUCUUUCGCCCCUAUACCCAAGUCCGAAAAGCGAUUUGCACGUCAGCACAUCUACGAGCCUCCACCAGAGUUUCCCCUGGCUUCACCCUGCUCAGGCAUAGUUCACCAUCUUUCGGGUCGUAACAUGCAUACUCGUACUCAAACCUUUCACAGAAGAUCAUGGUCGGUCGAUGGUGCAGGCACAGGCCCUCCCACCAGUCAGGUUACUUGCGCCUCGUGGGUUUUCAGCCCACCAGCUCGCACGCAUGUUGCACUCCUUGGUCCGUGUUUCAAGACGGGCGGAAUGGAAGCCUUUCGCCAGCAUCGUGAGCUUGCAGUUCCCGAAGGACUCAAAGAGCAAGUUUCACUGCCUCGAGUUGGAGGGCGACAGAGACAAGGGAUCAAGCCUUGCUUUUAUCCCGCCAACCAACUCGAUGCUGACCAGCUCCCAGAGCAAACAACCAGCCGUGAGGCUAGCAUAAGCAAGGGAGCACCUGCAGCUUCCAUUCCCUUCCCCCUCAACAAUUUCAAGUACUUUUUAACUCUCUUUUCAAAGUUCUUUUCAUCUUUCCCUCACGGUACUUGUUCGCUAUCGGUCUCCCGCCAGUAUUUAGCCUUAGAUGGGAUUUACCACCUACUUUGGGCUGCAUUCCCAAGCAACCCGACUCUGUGAAAACAGCCCGUGAAGCAGUCAAGUACC
This is a messenger RNA of Rubroshorea leprosula, 685 nucleotides long. The record is from the annotation of a GenBank genome assembly. NCBI's taxonomy places the organism in Eukaryota, Viridiplantae, Streptophyta, Magnoliopsida, Malvales, Dipterocarpaceae.